Molecule: messenger RNA, 2076 nt
Organism: Psylliodes chrysocephalus
Lineage: Eukaryota; Metazoa; Arthropoda; Insecta; Coleoptera; Chrysomelidae
Source: the annotation of a GenBank genome assembly
CUUAAGACAAGUGACUUGUUUUUAUGAUGAUUUUUCAUUUUUAAAUAUUUAAAUUUUGAAUUUUUCACUAAUUCUAGUAAUUCUUAUCGCGAUUUUUAACAUACUUUAAUCUAAUUCAAUUAUAAGUUAUGGAUUUACAAUAUCAAGAAGCAUUUACAAAGUUAGAACAAAAUCCAACAGGAGUAUUUGAGGAAGCAAUAAGACUGCUGUGUAAAAUUGGAGAAAAUAUUUUAAAAAAUCCUUUAAAAUCCAACAUUCGCGUUUUAAAAAAAAGUAAUGAUACCAUUGCUAAUAAAAUUUUGGGAGUAAAAGGAGGAAAAGAGUGUCUAAUAUUGAUGGGUUUUGAAGAAAAACCCACAAGUUUUGUAAUGAAUAUUAAUGUUCCAAUAAAACAUCUCGAGGAAUUUAUGGAGUCCGCUAAGUCAUGGAAACAACGAGUCCAACAAAAAUAUACUUUAGACACUGGUUCAAUUUCACAUUCUCAAGUUCCUAGUUCAUCACAAACAAAAAACAAUAACCAGCAAGACACAAACGAUGUUAUAAGAAAAUUGAAAUUACCACCUUUACAGACGACUCAUUCGAACGUAUUUUUAAGAUCAUUGGAAAUUUUUUCUCAUGGCGUUUUGCAAUACGAAGAUAAAACACUUAAAGAACGAACUAGAAAAUUAAUUCCUAUAUCUAUUUUGGAAGAAAACGCUCAAAAAAGGUUGAGACUUGUUCAGACGCACAUCAAAAAAAAUAAUUUAGAGGAUCCGGAUAUAUCUAUCCAAGAUAUGAUGAUUUUGGAAUUAUUGCAGUGGUUCAAAGUAGAUUUUUUCGUUUGGGUUGACAGCCCACCCUGUGAAUUUUGUGGAGAAUCAACUAAGUUUUCUCACAUGAGUACAGAUCCUAAGCUAUUACUGUACACUGAUAGAGUCGAGUUGCAUAGGUGUAAACAUUGUCACAAAUUUACGCCAUUUCCUCGCUAUAACGAUUUAAAUAUUCUACUCGAAACGAGACGCGGGCGAUGCGGUGAAUGGGCAAAUACUUUUACAUUGUGCUGCUGUUCUUUGGGAUGGGAUAGUAGAUAUGUUGUUGAUGAAGGAGAUCACGUGUGGACAGAAGUCUAUUCUACCACCCAAAAAAGAUGGUUGCACUGCGAUCCUUGCGAAAAUUUAUGCGAUACUCCUCUUGUAUACGAGUCUGGUUGGAAUAAGAAGAUUUCUUAUGUCAUGGCUUAUUCUCCGGAAGAAAUCCAGGAUGUAACUUGGAGAUAUUCUAGUAACCAUAAAGAUGUGUUAAAAAGAAGGACUGCUUGUUCAGAAGUGGAACUAUUGCAGGCUAUUUUUAAAAUAAGAUCUAAUUUACAGAAAAAUUUAUCGCCAAGUAGAAAGAAGUAUUUAUUAAAGAGGAAUUUGAUGGAGUUAGCGGAAUUUUUGGUAGAAAAGAAAGCCAAAACAGACGAUUUUCAAGGUAGAAUAUCCGGAUCGGAGAUAUGGCGAAUAUCCAGGGGAGAAGUUCAGUCAGCGGCUCAAUCGCAACAUGUAUGGCAAAUAAAACAUGAAGAUAUUAUCGAUAAUAGUGUAACUAUUAGAUAUUCGGUUGCUUUAAAUACAUACGAAUAUAUUUCAGGAAAUAAAACGAUCAAAAAAUUGAUGGGUUGGGAAAAUGGAACGUUUGAGUUCAAAGAAGUGUUUAGGAAAGAAGAAAAUGACUGGAAUAUGGUUUAUUUAGCGAGAAAAAAGUCAGAAGAAAAGGGUUCAUUAUCCUGGAAAUUUGAUUUUACUGAGUCAAAUAAAUCAUUGCAAACUGUAGUUGUACAAACGGAUCAGAAAACAUAUGAGACUGGUAUCGUUAAUGUUAGAAUUUGUACCAACGAUAAUUGUGUGAUAUUACCUAAAGAUAAGUUGUUUACUACAAAUGAUUUUUCUGGAUCAAAUGAACUAAUCAUUACAGCAACCCUGUCUGGAGGAAAGGGUGACACAGCAUGGCAACAUGCUCAGUUAUUUCGGCAAUCUUUAGAUAGUACUGAAUUCAAUUUUAAUAUAACGUUUACUUUUAAAUAGUUAUAUUAUGUUAGGUAUACUUAAAAAUGAA